GUGGAAAAGGCAGAAGACUGGGCAGCCAUGGCGGCAGUGGCGGUUCCUUCCCAAAAGUACUCUGAGGUUUUGCGGGAGCAGCUGCAACAUGUGUACAAUACAUUGCUUGAACAGCACAAUGUGGAGACAGAACAUUUGCGUAACUCGAUUUGGAUGCUGCAAAACCAACGCAUUUCCGGUAAGACAGAGGAUGGGGGCGAUGGGGACGACGGGGAACAGGAACUCUCCAGUGUCUUGGAAGGUGUGCAAGUGGCAGAGUUGGACAGCAGCUUUAACGAGGUGUCCUUUUACAAGUCUGACCGAGCACUGGAGAAUUGGGCACAACUCUCUGAAUUGAUUCUGUGCAAUCAAGAGUAUUUGAGUAAUUUGAGUAUGCGCCGUGAUGAAUCUGAAAGAGAGGAAGAAGUCAUGGACAAAGGGUCCGAAGCUGCUCAGCUCCAAUUUAUUGAUGGACUUCAAAUGCGCAAAGCAUGGACGGUCGGGCUCCAGGAGGCCUCAAUGAUCAAUCGCAAUAGGAACUAUCGCGUAUCCAAUGCCGGCAGCAGUUCCACAAUGCGAAUGAAUGACAUUUUGAAAGAUCCCUCCAUUUUACAACCCUUUGUCCUUGGGCCUCGCAAUGGUAUCCAACUGCUUUGGUCCUUUGUGGGAAGUAUUUUCAUUCUUUGGGACCUCGUCACCAUUCCCUUGGAAAUGUAUGAUAUUCCGAAAUUUCUGGCUUUUCUGGAAGUCUUUGGAUAUGUCACUUUCGGCUUUUGGAUUCUGGACAUGCCAACUCAUUUGAUCUUUGGUCGUGAGAUUAAUGGUAAAGUAGAGCUACGACCUUGGAAGUUAGCUCGAGAGUACUUGUACAGUUGGUUCUUCUUGGAUUUGUUGGUGAUUUCGAUUGACGUGGGGCUCAUGCUCUUACAGGAAGCCAUGAGUGGUGGUUGGAGGUCUGCCCGUUUCCUACGGACUUUGCGCUUGUUGCGGUUGUUGCGGCUGUUGCGAGUGGCCAAGUUGCAACAGCAGCUCACCCUCUUGGCCAACCGCUUUUUGUCCGCACAUGCGUUCAUGGUGAUGAAAGUUGUGGCGGGGCUUUUGAUGAUUUUGGCCAUCAAUCACAUCAUCGCAUGUUGCUGGUUCGGCAUCGGAUCUCAUGCUGAAGUGGAUGGAAAGAGCUGGAUUUUGCGCUCUGACUUGAAUAAAGACGACUUUGCAGAGGCCUAUGCAGCUUCCAUUCACUGGGCCUUGACACAAUUCACUCCGGCCACGAACAACAUCGCUCCGGACAAUGCAGUGGAAAGGUUCUUUGCCGUGUGGGUGAUCCUGCUGGCCAUGGGCGUUUUUUCCUCUUUUAUCAGCUCUAUUACAAGUACGGUCAGUUCUUUGAGAACAUAUAGACAGGAGCAGUCCAAGAAGCAAUCACAACUCUUGCGCUUCUUCAACGAGAGGAAUUUGUCAACUGACUUGUACAGCAGAGUUCAAGAGGUGGUCCGGAGACAAGGUCUUUUUGAAGUUAGACUCAAAGAGACAGAGGUGACAUUGUUCAGCGGAGUGCCUCAACGGCUUUUGAUCCUUAUGCACGAGGAGAUGUUCUUACCUUCAGUCAAUGCUUUGGGUUUUUGGCCAAUGUGGAGCCACUUCGAAGAUCAGAAUUUCUUCAGGGAUGUGUGUCAUAUUGCCAUAAAAGAGCAUGUUGUGACCCCUGGACAAGAUGCCUUCAUGCCUGGCACAGAUUGCCAGGAGGUGUAUGUCAUACAAUCAGGCACCAUGCAAUAUUCAGCCAAGCCAAGGGCAUCAUCACGAAAUUAUGAAACAGUUCGGGAGGUUGCCAAGGAAGCAGACGUGCUGUGUAUGCCAUGUUUCUGGGCAGAUUGGCACCAUCGCGGAAGAAUGACUGCUGAGAAUGCCGCAUGCUACUACAUUGGGGUUCAUGCUGAAUGUUUUUGCAAUUUAGCAACCAAAAACGGCGGGCCCCUGUGGCAAUUUUUGCAGAUCUUUGGAAUUCUGCUGGUGGGUCAUAUUGAGGGUAUGGAUGAGGAGCACACACUCAUGACAGACUUGGGCUUGCCUGAGGAAGAAUUUGCCAAGCUGACCUUGCGCGCACAGGAAUUCGCAUGUACUGUCCGAGACAACCAUAAGCUUGACGUUCACAGCCAAACGAACGCUUUGAACCCUUUAAAGAAUUUGACAAAGCCAUCUUUUUCACGCUCGUCAACUCAGGGAACUCAAAGUGAAAUUCUUCAAUGCCGAAUGUAAUCGACUCACCAAAAGGUGAAGAAUCGAGGCCAAUCGUAGAAUAUCGAAGUAGUUUUGGAUGUAAAAUGCAUCCAAAAUCGUUGCGCCUGUCGAACAGCACAGGGCCCUGUUACAUGCGAUGUAUUUUGCCUUUUCACUUGACCGCAAGAAAUUGU
Molecule: messenger RNA, 2393 nt
Organism: Durusdinium trenchii
Lineage: Eukaryota; Dinophyceae; Suessiales; Symbiodiniaceae
Source: the annotation of a GenBank genome assembly